Messenger RNA from Panicum hallii, 1655 nucleotides. RefSeq names its product bidirectional sugar transporter SWEET15-like. Gene Ontology annotation, molecular function: sugar transmembrane transporter activity. Gene Ontology annotation, cellular component: membrane. The transcript is spliced from 4 exons. The record is from RefSeq and is a predicted model, not a curated record. Lineage: Eukaryota; Viridiplantae; Streptophyta; Magnoliopsida; Poales; Poaceae. Gene Ontology annotation, biological process: carbohydrate transport. The coding region runs from base 226 to 1212 and encodes 328 amino acids.
GCCAAGGUUCUCCAAGAGCCCAAGGCAGCUGAGAGCCUCCUCACAUAGCGAGCGAGCUCCUCUGCCCUCUGCCACCACCUCCUCCUCCUCCUGCUCCUCCUCUCCAGUGCAGCAGCAGCACCGCCGCCGCCGCCGCUUCUCCACUUACUGCUCUAGAUCUCUCCCACCGAGCGAGAGGAGAAGGGGGUCGUUAUCUUGUGAGGAUCGAGAGGCAGAGAGAUCGAGAUGGCUUUCCUCAACAUGGAGCAGCAGACCUGGGCCUUCACCUUCGGUAUCCUAGGUAACAUAAUCUCGCUGAUGGUGUUUCUGUCACCGCUGCCGACGUUCUACCGCGUGUACCGCAAGAAGGCGACGGAGGGCUUCCAGUCGACGCCGUACGUGGUGACCCUCUUCAGCUGCAUGCUGUGGAUCUUCUACGCGCUGCUCAAGUCCGGCGCCGAGCUGCUGGUCACCAUCAACGGCGUCGGCUGCGUCAUCGAGACGGUGUACAUCACCAUGUACCUCGUGUACGCGCCCAGGGCGGCGCGGGUGCUCACGGCCAAGAUGCUGCUGGGGCUCAACGUCGGCGUCUUCGGCCUCGUCGCGCUCGUCACCAUGGUGCUCUCCAAGGGCAGCCUCCGGGUGCACGUGCUCGGAUGGGUCUGCGUCAGCGUCGCGCUUAGCGUCUUCGCCGCGCCGCUCAGCAUCAUGCGGCAGGUGAUCCGGACCAAGAGCGUGGAGUUCAUGCCCUUCUCGCUCUCCUUCUUCCUGGUGCUGAGCGCGGUGAUCUGGUUCGCGUACGGCGCGCUCAAGAAGGACGUGUUCGUGGCGUUCCCCAACGUGCUGGGCUUCGUCUUCGGCGUCGCGCAGAUGGCGCUGUACAUGGCGUACCGGAACAAGAAGCCCGCGGCCGCGGUGGUGCUGGUGGAGGAGGUGAAGCUCCCGGAGCACGCCAAGGAGGUGGCCGCCGCGGCGGCAGCGGCGGCGCCCGAGGGCAGGGCCAGCUGCGGCGCCGAGGUGCACCCCAUCGACAUCCUGCCGGCGGAGGAGCCGCCCGUCGUCGCGGCCGUGGCCGUGGCGGCACGCGACGACCCGCAGCAGGUCGCGGUGGCCAUCGACGUGGAGCCCGUCACGUGCGCCGCCGCGGCAGCAGCAGCCGGCGGGGUCGACGGCCUGGUGGCGGCGGAGCUGGCGACGAUGAAGCCUGACACGGCCAUUGCCGUGGAGGUGUAGGUUAGCCGCGGCGCAAGGCGGCACAAGGAAGUCUCUAGCUAGUACCAGUCAGUCAGUAGUAAUUCUCAUGUGAACAAGACCGGGCGGGCGGGGCUGCUAGCCUGCUACGCUACGGCAGUCUGCUGCAUGCAUGCAGGCGCGUUGACCGGUGGAGGUGGAGGUAGCCGGGCCCGUAGGCGAGUAGCGCCUUGGCAGGCACCCACGGGGCAGCCGUUACUGGCUGGCCUGUGCGAUGAGCCGGCGAGAGACGAGUGAGAGAGAUAGCGCGAGCGAGAGGGUCGGUCGGUUCAUCAGAUCCAGACGGCUAGCCCCCGUGUGUGUGUGUGUGUUAAUCGAUUCGAUCGGCUUGCCGCCUUUGUGUGUCCCAGUCUGACUGUUUCAUUUCCACCAUUCCCAUGCCCACCGUCGCAGCAGCAAUAAACUCGGAUUGGACGAUUUACUUC